This is a messenger RNA of Bactrocera neohumeralis, 718 nucleotides long. RefSeq lists its product as uncharacterized. Lineage: Eukaryota; Metazoa; Arthropoda; Insecta; Diptera; Tephritidae. The record is from RefSeq and is a predicted model, not a curated record. The transcript is spliced from 2 exons. Bases 23 to 610 code for a protein of 195 amino acids.
UUCUCAAAACAGUCGUACCAAAAUGAAAAUUUUCGCGUUACUAUUUUUGUUAGCUUGUGUCUACUGGACAACUACAAGUGCUGAUGUACAUAAAUCUGAGCAGAAAAAUCGCUUUGGUCUCGUGAAUCAACGCAUUAGAUCUUUGCGCGACGGUCUUGGUGUUGGUUUCGCUAGUAACACGAAGACACCGAAGCCCGUUGCACCGCUAGCCGAUAAAGAUGAUGUUGACGAUCCAUGGGAUUUGGGCGCAUUCUUCGGGCAGUUGAGCACAAAAGUGGGUUCGGUCGUUAAAACUGCAGUGGGCGAUCUAUUGGAAUGUGUUGACAAUGUAUUCAAAUGCUUAAGCCCAGGUGGAAACAAAAAAGGAAAGAAAGAUCCAAAGGAUAAUAAAGGUGGUGAAGGCGCAUCAGGUGCAAAUUCGAAUCCGAAACCAACUGAGACGGUCAGCGUAAAACCGACAGAAUCCACAACUAGUGGUAGUACCACAGUCACUUCAACAGCAUCCACGACUAGUGGUAAUACCACAGUCACAUCAACAACAUCCACGACUAGUGGGAGUACCACCGUAAGCUCAACUCAAUCCACGACUACUAUUGCUUCGGGUAAAUAAACUACUGUCUCUGUAGUUGAAUAUAAAGUCAGAUACUGCAAAAUUGUAUAAAGUGAAACCCACUAAAACAAAAGCGUGGUGGUGUAACCCCGCAACCAUAAACUAGUA